Molecule: messenger RNA, 429 nt
Organism: Aspergillus puulaauensis
Lineage: Eukaryota; Fungi; Ascomycota; Eurotiomycetes; Eurotiales; Aspergillaceae
Exons: 2
Coding region: 1-429 (142 amino acids)
Biological process (GO): spliceosomal complex assembly; regulation of mRNA processing
Source: RefSeq, a predicted model, not a curated record
AUGACCAGAUUGGCUUCUAUUCACCCCAGCCCUCGACAUGUCGUGCGCUUGCUUGAUGACUUCGAUUUAGCGGGUCCGAAUGGAACACACAAAUGCCUCGUAUUCGAGCUUCUAGGGCCUAGUAUCCCUGAGACAGUCGACGUACACUUUCCCGAUGGCAGGCUUCCUGGCAAGCUUGCCAAAACCAUUGCAAAACAGGCUCUUAUUGGACUUGACACUCUGCACCAGCAUAAUAUUGGACAUGGAGACAUCCAUACUCGCAAUUUAGCGUUUACUGUUCCCUGUGUGAACAAUGUAUCUGAGGAGGACUUCAUCAAGAUUUUGGGGAAGCCAGGAAUUGGGCAUGUGCGAAGGAGCGAUGGAAAAGAUCUAGAGCCUGGCGUACCAAACUACAUUGUCCGGCCUGCCUCAUACCGUUCUCAUUUUUAG